GCUAUUUACCCAUUUUCCUAUGCAGGAAUACGAGGUAGGACGGACUAUCAAACACUACCUCUGCUGUUCAGCUGUCGGACACACUGCGACUUGAUUCACGAUGUGUCGAUGUCCCAUCACCAGCUGUUCCUUUCUAUGCGAACGCGGCCGCAACCAUGGCUACGCAGAGAAGCGAAACUAUGACCUCAAGUCCAACUCUGGUCUCCAGGCCAAUCACGAAUACCAGCUCCACAAACGUUUCGGCCGCGACUGGCGUACCCUUUGAGUGCGAGCUUCAGCUCGCCCAUGACCUGGAAUACCUUCCCACCGGCGUGGAUGAGAAGCGUCGCGUGUUGCUCCGGCGGGAUUCCGACUAUCAAACCCUCCCCGGCCAGCCUCGCGUGCGGUUAAACUCCGUCCAGUUGCCGGAAUACCUGCUGGAACAUUCUAUCAUUGACUUUUUCGACACCCAUCUUAUAAGGGUGCGGCAACAUGCCCCCUACGAUGGCAUCUCGUGCUUGCAUGAGCAAGGGGUUCUCGGCCUCCGAGUGAUCUUGACGGAACGGAUCCGCCUGCACCUAAUACGGACGGACGAUCGCAUGUUUAUCCGACCGCUCCCCUCCUAUCUGACGUCCUUUGCAUUUUGGGAGUUCCUCCUAGACGAGGAGAACGAAUCAUUAAGUCCGGAUGAUCGAAUGCGCAUUGUGCACAACACAUUUGGCUUUCUCCGGACCUACUACUACCUCAUCCGUUAUCCGUCCGAUUUCCGGCUGGCGCAGAAGUUGGGUCUACUCCCGGCGGAUAUCGCAUUCGAACCGUUCGCGCAUUUCAUCGCGGCGUUUUCGGACCUGGCGAAUGAUGUGUUGCUGGAAAAGGCGCCCCGAUGGACGUUCGGCGAGCUGGACCUGAGCCAUCUGAACUCGGCGUCGCUGGUAUGGCGGUGGCAUAAUUACUUCAACCUUUACCCCUUCCGAAACCAUGUGCUCAUCAACAAAUACUACGGCCCGGUGUUGUUCCUGUUCGCUACCUUUAGCGUUGCAUUGUCUGCGAUGCAGGUAUGGGCACAGCUCUUGGACCUCCAGGACUAUGAUUCGGAGAAAGAGGCCUCUGGGGUGGGGUUUAUGUGGUGGUUUGCGAUGGAAAGCAUCGGCUAUUCUUUUGCGUUGGGCGCCUGCUUCCUGUUUGCCUACCUCUGGACUGCCUCCGUUGAUGCCAGAAGGGCCAAUCGGGCUAUGAAGAAAUGGAAACGAGAGACAGGGGCCAACCACGACCAACCAAGUCUAGCAAGGUCAUUUUUGAGCAGAUGGCUAAAAUAACGGACGUGUCUGCUAGGCCCACUGGGGGAGUUUAGGCUACAAACUAAUGCCCUCAAAUGCUGAGAGAUCACGGAGACUUGGGCAGCAAGUUGCGCAGCGUGAGGUCGUACACCACAUCUUCAACCUCCUUCAUCU
This is a messenger RNA of Eremomyces bilateralis CBS 781.70, 1430 nucleotides long. RefSeq lists its product as uncharacterized. NCBI's taxonomy places the organism in Eukaryota, Fungi, Ascomycota, Dothideomycetes, Eremomycetales, Eremomycetaceae. The coding region runs from base 156 to 1295 and encodes 379 amino acids. The record is from RefSeq and is a predicted model, not a curated record. The transcript is spliced from 2 exons.